Chlamydomonas reinhardtii is the source of this 4172-nucleotide messenger RNA. RefSeq lists its product as uncharacterized. The transcript is spliced from 4 exons. The record is from RefSeq and is a predicted model, not a curated record. Lineage: Eukaryota; Viridiplantae; Chlorophyta; Chlorophyceae; Chlamydomonadales; Chlamydomonadaceae. The coding region runs from base 295 to 2847 and encodes 850 amino acids.
CGUUCUGGGCCUUAGGUAGCAAGGUUGACGCCUAAGCAUUUGUCGACUCCCGACUUUCUUGGUCUCGUUAGGCGUGUACCCAGACGCCGUUAGGACGCGGCUUCUGAGCACAAGCAGCGUCAAUCACGGCGGUCUGGGAUUGGGCUCCGCAAGAACGGCGCCAGCGGCGCGAAGGGCGCUCACUGGCAUCACGCCACUCGGCGCUCGCUGUAAGCGCUGCAGGCGUCAGCAACCUGACCAAUCACGCCAGGAGGUGCAAGCAAGGGCAAGAAAGUUUCGUGAACUUGGAAGGCGAUGGGGGGCGCUGCCUCUAAACAGGCGGUCAACCAGCGGCUUACCACCGGCGGCGGCGGGUUAGAGGGUGCCGAGGAUGACGCAGGCCGCAGCGCUGCCGACGGCGUGGUGUAUCAGCACCCAAAGAUCAGCCUGCGCUCCGCCAAGUCCGCUGACACCAGCUCUUUAAGGCAGGACGCCGGCGCCGCGCAAGGCACCACUGGCGCCAAUAGCAGCCGAGCCAAAGCCAGCAGCCACAAAAGCUUUGGUGCCGUGGGAGGCAGCGACAGCGGCGCCACCGGUGCCGGCGGUGGCGGUGCCGGUGGUGGCGGUGCCGGCGGUGGCACUAUCGCGAGCCGGUUCUUCCGCGCGGCCGCCGCUGCCGAGGGCAGCAGCGCCGCGGGCAGCAAGCGAAGCGGAGUCAAGGGGGCCACGGACCGGCGCAUCUGCGAGAGCGGCCCGUCUGUCUCCACAGACAACAAGAGCCGUUCGGCGGCACGGUCCGCAUUCAAAGCCCACGGUCGCUCUUUUCGCAGCGGCAAAGCGGGCGCGCGGAGCAGCAAGGCGACGGGCGGGAUGAGCGCGAAGGGCGGGAUGAGUAUGGGCCGCGCGGCGGCAGCGGCACUCGCGGCUGUGGCGGCAGCAGCGGCGGCGGAGGACGAGGACGAGGCUGAGGAGGCCGCCGACCCGGAUCUCGAUUUGGAGCCAGAGUUGGAAGAGUGUGACGUCAGGUUCCCAGCAAUCGCCGCCUCUCCCACUUCGGUGAUCGUCGCCGCCUCCCUGUCCUCGCCCAAGCCGGCGGCGGCAACGCAGGGAGGCGCGGUGCAAAACAGCCUCAACAGCCCCAUCCCCAACUCCCUGCCGCCAGCCGCCGCGUUGGCCGCUACCAGCGACAGCAGCAACCGCAGCAGUGGCAGUGGCAGCGGCAGCUCCGCCCUUGGUAACGCCGCGUCGUGCCCCAUGCCUCUGCCGGCUCGCGCCAGCGGCGGCAUCGCUGCGCCGCCCGCAGCCCUGGUGUUGCCACAGGUCGCUGGGGCGCCCUCCAACCGCCCAAGCCACUGCGACAGCCCCGCCGCGGUGGCGUCACCGCGCACAGGCGGCGGCGGCGGCGGCGCACUGCCCUCCCCAACCCGCAACGGCGCCUCCGCCUUCGCGUCGCCGUCGAUGCGGUCACCCAUCCACCCUGCCUCGGGCGCCGGUGCUGGUGCCGGCGGUGACGCCGGCGCCACUGCAGCAGCUGCUGCUGACGUCGGCCAUGGCGAUCUGGAAGAUGACGGAAUCCCGUGUAUGGACUAUGAGGCCGAGCUGAUGGCGCUCGUGACCGGCACGCCGCCGCCGCAAAUGACGUCGCCGUUCUCCGGAGCCGCGGCGGCGGCGCCGCUGGGCCGCAGCAGCACCAACGGCAACGGCAGCCUGGGGCCGGCGGCAGCAGAUGCGCGCCUACUGCCCACCGCCACUGGCUCCCACCGCCUGUCCUCGCCGGCGCUGCUGCCGGCGGCGGCCAGCCUGGACGGCGGCGGCGGCAGCCGCAGCGCCGUGUACGGCGCCGCCGGCGGCGCCUCCAGCAAGGCCCGGCGCAGCAGCAUGCUGGCAGCUGCCAGCGGCGUUAGCGCGUCGGUUAUCGCGGGCAGAACCAGCGUGACGGGCAUGCCGAGCUACCGCGGCAGUGAGAACGGCGGCGGCUCCGGCGGCGGCGCUGGCGGUGGCUCUGUCGCCGGCGCGGCGACUAGCGUUAGCGCUGGCUUGCCGCAGCUUGCAGUCAGCGGCAGCUUCCGUGCCAGCUCCAGCGGCGUCUCCAAUGCCCUGGCGGCUGGGGCUGUGACCUACCGCGGCAGCGACAACGGCUCGAGCCGGCUGCCGACCGCAGGCAGCGGCAGCGGGGGCGUGCCUGCUGGCGGCAUGUCCUUCCGUGGCAGCGACAAUGGCAGUGGCAGCGGAGGCGCCGGCGGCGGCUCGAGUCGGCUGCAGCUGCCAGGCCGGGGCAGUGAGAAGGGCGCCCCGGGCUCUGGGACGGGUUUUGUGGGCAGUGGGCUGGGUGGCGGCGGCGGCGGCAGCCUGAGUCGGCUGGCGCUCAGUGGCGGCGGCGGGCUGGGUGCAGAUGUGGACUACUACACCACCGCAGUCAACAGCCCCACGGGUCGCAGCACAGCCGGCCAGCGCCUCACACUUGUCCCAACGGCCGACGGCCCCAGCGGCCGCGCCAGCGGCAACGGCGGCGGCGGCGGCGGCGGCUACGACAACGGCGGCAGCCGCAGCCUGCGAGUCAGUUCCGUCAACAGCGGCCUCCCCGCCAGCGGCUGUCCCAGCCCUAGCUUCCGAGGCUCCAUUUCGGGGGCAGGAACAGCAGGAGCGGCAGGGCCCAUGGCGCUAUCUCCGUCACCGCCGCCGCUGCUGCUACCUUCCGUCUCGCAGUCGCUGGCGGCGGCGCCGCCGCCGUCGGCCCUGGCGGUGGCGGCGGCCACCAUCAAAGGCGAGUCACCGCUGGCGGCGGCCCUGAGUAAUGUGGACGAGGCGGCGGCGCUCAUUGGCGCGCGGCUACAGCGGCUGCAGCACCAGGCAACGCUGCGGCAGUAGCGGCAGUAGCAUUGGAUUGGCGGCUUGUUGGCUGCGCCGUGCACCUGGCGUCGGGCCGCUGUAAUGCGGCCUGUCUUCAUGGCUUGCUGCGAUGAUGCAUAGCCGUGGUUGACGGCGAAGCGUGCGGUGUGGAGGUGGUGAACUGGCGAUGUGGGACCGAGAAUGCAAAGUAAAGUAUGAACGUGGAUUGGCUCGUAUAACUCUAGCGUCCUUCAUGCUCUGAAGAAUUGAUGUCUGAAGCCAUGUUGUCAUGGCGUUUGGUGAUGUUGUGUUGUAUGUGCAGUAAACUUACCCGGUGGUCCUGCUGCUCGUAAACCUGAAGCCGGCUGACGGCCACUUGCCCUUGCCUCACGUUAGCCGCGCCGCGCUCCUGUAGACAGUGCACAUGCCUUUGGCUGGCUGCGAAUGAGCCUGAAACUUGGAGGAGCAAUAUGCGCGGUGCCUGCUCGCUCAUUGGAUUUGCUGCCUUUGGCUGCCUUGUGCUAUGGAAAGCCGUGAACACGCAUCAACACACGAUUCAACUCAGCACUUCUGCUUACAUGUGACUCGUGACCAUACCGGUAUUGUACGUUUUAAAUUCCGGGCGUGCCGUUGACUUGGCGCAGCCUUGUAGGGUUCUCUACAACUUAUGGGGCGGGGCUUGACUAAACGUCCUUAGACCUUGAUGUGGGUUGUGGACAUAAACACCAGGCUGUGGGUGAGUGGGUGGUGACGGGUUGGUGGACACGUGCGCUCAUGACACUAACCCCGAGCCCACGUGCUGCUGUGCUCGGAAAGAGUGCAGUGCUGGUGGGUGUGACGCAAAUCGACUUGUUGACCGUACUGCAAACGUGUGGAUGGGGAGCGCUUCUGCCAGCGCCGCUGCAACAUGCGGCCUGGCUGAGAGUGAAGGCUACAAGGGACCAAUGCUUGGAAAACUGUGGCGGGUUGUGGUUGCCGGAGCCUGUCAGGUGCUUCCGAUGUCGCUUACUUGCUGGGCUGCAAUCAAGUCUACUUGCUGCAAGCGCCGAGGUAGGGCUGCCGGAGGCGUGACAUGGGCUGUCACGCCCCGUGCACCGGCUGUGGCCAGUUGGUGCUUGGGGGCUCGGCUGCUGCCGUAUUCAUAAUGCAUAAUGCAGGGUAGGAGUGGGGCAUGUUGGAUCAAGCGAUGCCGGUUGGUUGGAAUGUUGUAACCGGCCGGCGCAGGGGCCGGCGUGUUGUUGUUACGUUACACAGUUGGAGUGUGCGUCCCUUUCUAUAGUAACGGGAUUAAGGCAGCACAGGCCCAUCGCCUCCGGCAUCGGCUCUGGGAAGAGUUCUCUUUUCUUUUUAACAACGCGAAGGCU